This is a messenger RNA of Drepanopeziza brunnea f. sp. 'multigermtubi' MB_m1, 1152 nucleotides long. RefSeq lists its product as uncharacterized. Lineage: Eukaryota; Fungi; Ascomycota; Leotiomycetes; Helotiales; Drepanopezizaceae. The record is from RefSeq and is a predicted model, not a curated record.
AUGCAUGGUCGCCACGGCCCUCCGGUGGAAGAGGUGGUUGACGAUAUUGAUUUUCCGCUAGAUGGGUUUCUCUCCUGGCCACGAGGGAUGGAACGCUCGCUUUCGAACUUGACAAGAGAGUGUUGGAGUGACUGUCCCCCAAUCGAUAUCAACGAGCUACCCUUGGACCUGAAGCACCUCCUCCUGCGGUUCAUGUUGGUAUCGGAAGAGCCCAUCACCAACCCGUUCUUGCAAGACACCGACACCUCUUACGGCCGGAUCAAGUAUGGGUGGUCUAAGUACAUGCGACCGAACAUCCUCGCGACGAACAAAGAGUUCUAUGAGAUCGGGAUGAAGAUGCUCUAUGGCUACAACACCUUCAGGUUCACCAGACUGGUUGCUCAGGCCCCUCCGGAAUACUGGCGUGGCGGGAUGGAAAGCGUAGGCAGAUUCCUGGAGCGCGAGCACCGAUUGAUGCUCGACCCGGGCAAGAAAACCAUUCGGCGCUCGCAAUUGAUCAAAAAUUUCAUCAUCAGCGACUCGGAUCUCGAGCGCGACGAGCACGCCAAGCGGGGCAUCGCGCGCAAGCCCCGGGCCGACCCAGCCGGGGACCAGACGCGCUACAUGCUGUGGUAUCUCUGGAAGCUAGUGCGGUACGGGUGCGACCUGCACAACCUCACCAUCACGGCGGACGCGGACAGUCCGGCCACCCUCGCCACUCUCGAGCACGAGGCCGGCCGGGUGGGAUACCAUCAGCUGAGCGGCGACGGGCAGUCCCGGUGGGUCAAGUCGGAAGCGGCGCGCGCGCGCAACCACGCGCACUGGACCGCGUUCCGCAAGCACUGGACGGACGAAGGGUUGCGCGUCGCCCACGUCCAUGUGCGCGGGGCGGAUGCCUUCGCGGGCGGCCGGAUGGCGUUCGCGCCCGAGAUGCGCGAGGCGGCCACGGGCAUCUGGAGUGCUAAGCCCUUGCCUACGAGUAGCGUUGCGAUGGCCGUCACCGGCUUCUUUGAGCAUAUGUUUACGGCUGGGUUUGUGCUGAAUCGGCCGAUCAUCUCGUUCUCGGGUAGGUUCACACAGCGGUGGCCAGGAGACGAAGCCGAAGACGAAGCCGAAGACGAAGACGGGAUUUGGUCGGAAACUGAUGGCGGACCUGGUGCGAGCGCUGGUUGA